AUGUUUCUUAAUUUAUUAUAAUUAUUUAGAGGUGAUAAAUAAAUUGAUCAUCCAAUUCUAGGGCAAAUGUCAUGCAAAAGUCUUUAAGAAGCAUACAAAAACUGUAUGAGUUUCAUUGAUAAUGAAUAGUAUCAAUAAAAAUAAUGUCGCCCUUAUUAUAAUUUAUGUAUGUUGCUAAAUAAUUAAUUUUUGUUUAGCUGUCUCUUGCUUUUAAGCUAAGGAUGAUGUAGAAUUUCAAUAAUUUAUUGAUGAAAAAAUAGAUGAAAGAAGAAGACUUGUUAAAGUAAAAAUCAAUCUAUAUCUAAAGUUUUUAAAAGAAAACAAAUCUUAAUUGCCUGAAUUGUAAAAAUCAAAUUAACAAUAAUUUUUUAAUUUAUUUUAAUUUGUAGAUGAUGAAUAAGUAUAAGAAGAAUAAGUCAAAAACUUUUAUUAAAAGUAAUAAUAGGAGAAUAAAAAGUAUUUGUGA
Paramecium sonneborni is the source of this 466-nucleotide messenger RNA. The record is from the annotation of a GenBank genome assembly. Lineage: Eukaryota; Ciliophora; Oligohymenophorea; Peniculida; Parameciidae.